AUGAGACCCGCCUACGGAGAUAGCCAAACAGCAACCCUGGCAACCAGCGAAAAUGCGGCUAGAAAAAUCAAGAGUGCGGGGGGACAAAUAAGAAUUGGAUGGAUACAAUGUAGCAUCGAGGAAAGAGUGGAUGUCAAAAGAUGCUACAAAUGUUGGGAAGCGGGACAUGUAGCUGCCAAUUGUAGUGGACCAGACAGGAAAAACGCAUGUCUAAACCGCGGAGCCGCGGACCAUAGAGCCAAGGAAUGCAAAAGCGAAAAACACUGCCCCCUAUGUGAAGAGGCAGGACAUCGCGCAGACACCAGCAAAUGCCCAAAAUUUCGUGAGGCUUUAAAUAAAGCCAAGGGAAACUACCUGUAA
Molecule: messenger RNA, 360 nt
Organism: Psylliodes chrysocephalus
Lineage: Eukaryota; Metazoa; Arthropoda; Insecta; Coleoptera; Chrysomelidae
Source: the annotation of a GenBank genome assembly